Molecule: messenger RNA, 2207 nt
Organism: Manduca sexta (tobacco hornworm)
Lineage: Eukaryota; Metazoa; Arthropoda; Insecta; Lepidoptera; Sphingidae
Gene: Kynu
Product: kynureninase-like
Exons: 1
Coding region: 165-1448 (427 amino acids)
Biological process (GO): NAD+ biosynthetic process
Cellular component (GO): cytoplasm
Molecular function (GO): kynureninase activity; pyridoxal phosphate binding
Source: RefSeq, a predicted model, not a curated record
AUACGUAUUUAUAGGAAAUCACCCCGAUGCAUACUAGACUACUGCAGAAUUCACAGCCGACGUUACAUUAUUACUGAGUACUGCCUCUAUUCGUAGGCUAUCAUCUAAUUUAAAAACGUCUCAAUCGGCCAAAUAAAACAAUAAAUCGUUAAGUUAACCCUACCAUGGAUAGAAAUUAUCAAGAAGGACCGGACUAUCCUAAAUUUCUCGACAACAAUGAUCCUCUAGGGCACUUCAGACAGAGGUUCUACGUGAAAAAAGAUGUGAUAUACAUGUGUGGAAACUCCCUAGGCCUUGCCAGUAAGGAGGCAGAUGAAUGCACCCAAAAAGCAAUGGACCUAUGGAAAGAAGAAGGAAUCAAAAUAUGGAACUACGAUAAUUCGAAAUAUUUUUUAUACUCAGAUUAUUUGGCAAGAAUGAUGGCACCGAUAGUUGGGGCCGAUGCAAAUGAAAUAGCAGUGGUUAGUUCAACAACCGUCAACAUACAUCAGGUGAUCAGUACGUUCUACAAGCCAACUGAAACCAGGUACAAAAUAUUAGUAGAUGACAUUAACUUCCCGACAGAUAGAUAUGUAGUGGAUAGUCAAGUGAUGUUGAAAGGGUAUGAUCCUAAAGACGCUGUGAAGAUAGUCUCGCCUUACAACGGGAAAUUUAUGGACGAAGACGAAAUCAUUAACAACAUGACUCCGGACGUGGCUGUAGUUUUCCUACCAACAGUUUACUACCGAACAGCUCAGAUUCUAGACAUGGACAAAAUUACUAAAGUGGCUAAAGAACGAGGGAUAGUCAUAGGAUGGGAUUUAUGCCACGCCGUCGGCGCUAUAGAGAUCAACCUCACAGAUCUGGACGCCGAUUUUGCAGUGUGGUGUACUUAUAAGUAUUUGAAUGGAGGUCCGGGAUCAGCAGCCGCUUUAUACAUUAACAAAAGACACUUCCAGAUGUUGCCGGGUAUGUUUGGAUGGUAUGGAAACAAGACCGAGACACAGUUCGCGUUGAACCAAGAGUUUGAGCAUCAGCAAGACGCCAGCGGAUGGCAGUUAGGGUCCCCCACUGUAGCAUCGAUGGCUAGUCUGGAAGGAGCACUGAAAAUAUUCUGCGAAGCGGGCAUGGGCGAUAUACGGAAGAAAUCUCUUCAUAUAACCGGGUAUCUAAUGUUCUUGAUCGAAGCAAAGCUGUUGAAAUACGGUUUCUCAAUAGGUAAUUUUAAAGAAGAUAGCAAAAGAGGCGGUCACGUGUGCUUGGAACAUGACGAGGCUUAUAAAAUAAGCAUAACUUUGAAGAAGCGAGGUGUCGUCCCGGACUUCAGGCCGCCAAACGUUAUUCGAUUAGCUCCGGUCGCUCUGUACAAUACAUAUCAAGAGGUUUACGAUUUAGUUGAAAUUUUAUUAAACGUAGUUAAGACUGGAAGUUAUAAGGAAGUUGGUGAUAACAGACCUCUGGUUGUGUAGCUUCGUCAUAAUAGUAUAAAUAGCUGUUAUUUAUUGUUUUUAUGUUUGAGUAUAAUUUUUCCGUUAACGCAAAUCAAACGUACUGAAACAGUUUAAUUAGAUUUAAGUUUUGAGUUGACUGUUUAAAAUACUUAUUGCAGUACAACUACCGUCUUGAAGUCUCGAGCUCGAUUUCAGUAAUAGGUUAAUUGAUAUUGGCUUUUCUGUUCAGUAUCAACGCAAAAUCUAAAAUUGGCUCGGUAAAUGGCAAUAUAUUCCCUGAAUUACAUGGGAGCCCACAUAGCUGGUGAAUUGUGUAUAGUCUAGUGAUAGCACAUCUGCCUACAACAGAAAUAGAAAAAGAUGUUAAUUUGUAACGAAUAGUUUUAAUUGUAAAUCUUAACAAAUGAAUUAAACAUAGUAUAGAUAAUUUCUUGUGUUUAUUUUUAUUUUUCUUUAAAUGUAGACCAACGAGAUUAUGUUAUAUAAUAUUGUGAUGUCGGAAUCUUAAGUUCAAGGGCCCUCCACUCAAAAACCUAUAGGGAAAUAUACACUACAACAAGGAAACGUCAUUGACGUAUAUGGCAACAUCGAUUAUAAUGUAAAAUAUUCUUGAAAUUGUUUUAACUCAAGGAAUUAUAAGAAUAUUCGAGUACAAAAGUACAUCAGACAUUAAUUUUUGGAAAUUACCACCUAUUAAUAUGUCCAGAUUAGAGAUAACAAAGGUUUAAUGUCGGCUGAUAUCAAUGAUUUAAGGUCGAUAAUAAAUUAAUAUUAGAA